UAGGAGGCUGCGCGGCAAGCGUGGCUCAGUCUGUUUUGACAACGCGCGAGAGAAGGCUGCAUAUAAGGCUUUAGUGACCGGUACACUUUGACGCACGAAAAGAUACGAAAAUGGAGUCGAAGCCUUCAGUUCGCGAAUUUUACAAAGGCAAGAACAUCCUGGUAACCGGCGGCUCCGGUUUCAUGGGCAAGGUGCUCAUCGAGAAACUACUGUACACCAUCCCCGAUAUCGGCAACAUAUAUGUAUUGAUCAGGUCGAAAAGGGGCAAAUCUAUCAAACAGCGCUGGGAGGACAUGCAACGGUCACCGGUUUUUGAGAGAAUAAAAAAUGAAAAAAAGAGUGCGCUCAAGAAAAUUGUCCCAAUUCAAGGGGACGUUCUCUACGAGGAUCUGGGUGUCUCCAGCAAGGAUCUGGACACCAUGGCCGAGGAGGUGUCGAUAGUGUUCCACUUCGCCGCGACCUUGAGGCUCGAGUCGCCGCUCAAGGACAGUGUGGCCAUGAACACGGCGGGGACCUUGCGGGCCGUGAACGUGGCCAGGAAGUUUAAAAAGCUGGAUAUGUUUGUGCACUUGUCUACAGCUUUUUGCUAUCCUGAUUACAAAGUGUUGGAGGAAAAGUUCCAUUCCCCUACCGCGGACCCCCACGACGUCAUGCGCCUGUGCGACUUCCUGGACGAAAAACAGUUGGCUCUGCUGACACCAUCUCUAUUGAACAAUCACCCGAACACAUACACUUAUACCAAGCGGCUCGCCGAGAGUUUGGUCAUGGAUGCGUAUCCUGAAAUACCUUGCGUCAUAGCUAGACCCACAAUAGUGUGCCCGUCAAUGAGGGAACCCAUCCCCGGCUGGGUGGACAGCCUGAACGGGCCGGUGGGCGUGAUGCUGGGCGCGGGCAAGGGCGUCAUCAGGACCAUGCUGUGCGACGGCAGCCUCAAGGCGCAGGUCAUCCCCGUCGACAUCGCUAUCAAUGGCCUCAUCGCUCUUGUUCCUAUUGAAGUCACCAAGGAAACACAAUCCGAACACAUACCCAUUUAUACCUUGAAUGGAGGACAUCUAAAGCCAACCACAUGGGGAGAAGUAUUAGACAUAGGCAAGAGGUAUGCCCGAAAGUACCCCCUGGCUUGGCCAUUAUGGUACCCCAACGGUGACAUUACCACCAACUACUUCCUACAUGAAACUAAACGGAUUCUGUUCCAUUUGGGCCCGGCGUACCUCAUUGAUUUUCUACUUUUGAUCACUGGACAGAAAAGAUUCAUGAUAAGGAUACAGGAAAGAAUUUCCCAAGGACUGGAAGUAUUGCAAUACUUCACCACGCGAGAGUGGCUGUUCCCUUGCCCCAACUAUGACGCCAUUCAUACAAAAUUAUCCGAGGAAGAUAAUGAAGUAUAUUUAACAUACGUGGAUAAUAUAGACAAGGAAGAAUACAUGAUCCAAGCGGUGGAAGGGGGACGCCAAUUCUGCCUGAAAGAGGACUUUACUAAAAUCAAGUACAAUAGAAUGUACCACAAUUUCCUGUUCGUGUUGGACAUCAUACUAAAGAUAGUGUUCUGGUGUUUCGUGCUCUCGUUCUUCGCCGCGUGGUUCGAGCCAGUCCGCUACCUCUUCUCACUGGGCGAGCCAGUAGUGAAACACCUACCUUUCCUGGGCCCUUUAGUCAGAGCGGACUAAUAACAAAACCUCACUUACAAUAUUGCAAUGGCACAAGUUUUUGAAUGGUGCAAGUUGAAGGGCGGAAAAUCGUAUGACAGUGUCGUAAUUUUUAAGAACUAUUGAUUUUUUCUUGCGGGUUACUUUAUGUACUCCUAGGAGAAUAUCUUUUUAUUAAGGUUCUUGUAAACGGCUCUGGCAUUUGGUUAUGUCAAGAUUAGGACUUCAGAUUGUUAACGUGUACCUCCAUCUAGCUAUACAUAGUAUACACAUGUAUUUGUAAACUUCGUUAGGUGCUACAGUCCGCUUUAUAGAUAGUUUACCAUCUCCAUACAAACUUCUACGAGUACGUAAUAGGUACGUGCAGGUCAAUUCACAAAAGUUGGCAACUUGGCACGAAUGGAACUACCUAAUGAGUGAAUGAAAAUAUUUGUGUAUGUGACAGAUUAACCAAUAAAAUAGGGGAGAGGUGCCAUGAAUGGGACAAUUUUACUCAGUCAAAGAUUUUAUGUUACAAAUUACACAUAAUAAAACAAAGUUGGGUUUAUAAUUAACGUAUAUUUAUAUAUCUUUGAAUAAAAUAACCAAAAACCAUAUAUUCUCAAAUGGUUCUGGAUAGUUACGACUGUAUACCGUUACCGAUGCAGGUGUCACUCACAUAAUAAAAUUUUAGUUCAUUCCAUUCGUGUUAGCUUUCGUGAAUCAACCUGUACUUAUCUUGAGAAUAUCUGCGUGCGUAGCCGAAUGGCACAAACGCUCACGAAACGAAACGCUAGUAGAUAUCUAUCUCUAUCGCUCUAGGUACUUAUUUUUACGUAUCAAUAUGAAUCGUCACUUGACUGAGUGAGAAGGUCUCUUUAUGCACAUGUAAAUAUCUAACCAUUUGUUUUAAGAUUGGUCUCACUUGAUAUAAAUUACUUAGUAAAGCAGGAGACCAAAAGAAAUGGGACUGAAUGUUAAUUAUAUUAAGGUAGGAAAUGUAUGGUUAAGGAGGAAGGAUACUAGCAGAUAGGUAUUGUAACCGUAGUCGAAGAUAUAGGACAGUGUCUGAGAUUUAUAUAAUGAACAACGUUUUUAUACUUACAUACUUAUAAUUACAUGAGGCAGAUAUAAAUGCGUAGUUGUGACAAAACGUAGAUCUUUAGUGAGAAAAAGUUUUCUCUUAUUAAAAAUAACUCACUAUCAGUGUUACCAUGUACAUACAAUAAUUAGUAGUGACUUUGCUAUUUGUUUAACACAUUAUUAAUUACGAUACUUAUUAUAAAUGAACAAAGCAAUAUUCGUAGGUUCAAUGUAUUUGGUGUAGGUAUUAAAGUUGUACACCUGUAAUAGGCUUAUUAUAUGUUAUUACUUAUUAACCAGCCAUCUCAUUAGGCCAAUCGGGACGAGUGCGCCCAUGGAUCAACAGCGUAUACAUGUGGGCAUUUUCAAAAUGUAGGACCCCCCAAUAAGCGUAACUUGUUAACAAAAAUUAACUUGCUGUCAGAUUUGUGACGAUAAUUGCACACGAGCAUGAAAUUUCAAUAAAAAUAUUGUUUUUGUGUUAAUUACAUAAACUUAACGAUAGCGAUAACCAAGUGGUAAUCUACAUUCAAAAUGCGAAAAAAGUAAAUUUUAAGACAGAUUUUAUGCUUAACUGUCAUCACAAAACUGACAGCGAGAUAAUUUUUAUUAAAAACUUACCCUUAUUGGCGGGGAGAUAUGCGCAUCAUUGUAUGACUUGAAUUAUGAAGUGGCCAAUUUCCUACCUACACAUUCUGCUGGGGCCUUAUUCCACUCGCUCGCGCGAUAUUAUCGCAAAUCUUGAUUCGAUUCGAUCAACUGUAUCUACAACCAAAACGUAGAAUUCAGUUAACCCAUGAGCGCACUUGUCUUAUUGUCCCACAUUAUAACUUUUUUAGAAUUAAAAUAGCCUUUCAUUAUUAUGCUGUGGAACGGGUUUAUGAUCAUCUAUUAAUAAAAAUUUACAAAUGUA
Leguminivora glycinivorella is the source of this 3621-nucleotide messenger RNA. RefSeq names its product putative fatty acyl-CoA reductase CG5065. The record is from RefSeq and is a predicted model, not a curated record. Bases 111 to 1667 code for a protein of 518 amino acids. Lineage: Eukaryota; Metazoa; Arthropoda; Insecta; Lepidoptera; Tortricidae. Gene Ontology annotation, cellular component: peroxisome. The transcript has 8 exons. Gene Ontology annotation, molecular function: alcohol-forming very long-chain fatty acyl-CoA reductase (NADP+) activity. Gene Ontology annotation, biological process: long-chain fatty-acyl-CoA metabolic process.